AGGAGAUAGAGCGUGUGCUUAAAGCAGCUCUCAAUGGGAGGAAAGAAACUGAGGGGAGGCUGAUCUGUCAUUAAAUAGGGAUUGAUCCUUCUCUUUAAGUAAAUGUGAAGCUGCAAAUGAACUCAAUAUCACUUGAAGGGUCCUCUUCAGUAGCAGGUGAUGCUAUACAAUGAUUUAAGGUUGAAAUGACAAGGUUUCCACCCCUUAAAUCCUGGCUACUUUGUGACAGUGCACCGCAACACUGAUAUUUUCAUUCACUCUGCAAACAGGAUUGGAGCUGAGCAGAGCAGAGGGACAAAAGAGUUUUCUAAUCCUUGAUCUCGCAGAUUAUUUUUAGGAAUUUAUUGGAAUCCCUGCUGGAGGAAUGGAUGGAUUUGAGACAAUGUGUUAGAUCUUUUGGAUGAACACUAAUAGGGUUCUUUGCUCCUGGCUGGAUUACUCAGAGAAUUGCAAUGGUCUCUGCGAUGUCCUGGUUCCUGUAUAUGUGGAUAAGUGGCAGUGCCAUGCUGUUCUGUCAAGCAACUCUUUAUGACACCAUACAGCAGCACCACCUACCAAGGCCAGGUAGGAGCGCUCUCGAGAUCCUAGAAGGAGGUACGUGUGAGGUGAUAGCCGCACACAGGUGCUGUAACAAGAACCGAAUUGAAGAAAGGUCACAAACAGUAAAGUGCUCCUGUCUACCAGGGAAAGUCGCCGGGACAACGAGAAACAAACCCUCCUGUGUUGAUGCUUCCAUAGUUAUUGGGAAAUGGUGGUGUGAGAUGGAACCCUGCCUGGAAGGAGAAGAGUGCAAGACAUUACCUGAUAAUUCAGGAUGGAUGUGCUCUUCAGGCAACAAAAUCAAGACCACAAGGAAAGGGAACAUCGUUGCCUAUUUCACCAGACCAGGGCAAGCAGCAAUGAGAAGCCCCAGUGAUCUUAGCUGAUGCCAUCUAUCAAAAGCCCUUCUAAGAUCUCCAUGAUCUUCCUUGUGGCUAAAUUAAUUUAUCUUAGUUUAUAUGACUUGUUUUCAAUAAAGCUUUCAAGCAGUUAAGCAUAUGUUUAGAUUGUUUAAUUUUCCACAAAGCAUAUGUUUUCUUUUCGGAGAACAGAAGAUGCUGUGUAAUAAUCCAACACAAGUGGUUUGAAUUCUCACUUUUAAAACGGUAAUCUGUCAUCAGUUUUCAGGGGGAAAAAAAUGGUUUGCUAUUUCAUACUUGGCUUUCAAUUUGAAAAAAAAAAGUUAUAAAAAAGUUAUGAUUAAAUUUAACUUAAUUUAACUUUAAGUUAAAUGAAAUUUGGUGGAUGUAGUUUUCCAUUCUACCCUGUCCAUCAUCAUAUAUCAUGAUACUAUACAGCAGUUGCUUAGUAGAAUCCUCUACUUUGUGAACACAAGUGUACACACUAUUAAUGAGAAAGAGUUUUUGAUACAUGUAGGGACGUUUUUAGUGUUGGUGAGCGGGAUCCAAAAUUGUACAAUGCUUCCAACAGGAAAUUGGUCAAAAGAUUUUAUAAGCAAAUGUAAAUGCCGUCACAGGCUUUAUAACGACUUUUUAAAAGAUUUUACAUAACUAAUUGCACACCUAUAUAGUGGUACUAGAUUGAGACAUUGAAUAUUUUCUCGAAUAAAACAGGUUAAUAAUAAUAAUAAUAAUAAUAAUAAUAAUAAUAAUAAUAAUAAUAAUAAUAUUAUUUGUAUUGCUUUUAUUGUGCUGCUUUAAAUGUACAUUACAGGAUGCAUAAGGUUAUUGGUAAAUUAUACAGUGAAAAAAAACUGAAGAAAAACCAAAAACCCUGCUACAGCAUUAUUCCAUUGCCUACCAAACCUCAUUUUAUUUGUGCUCCCUUCAGUGACAGCUAUAGAAAAGGACAGCGGUAACACAAAUUCAUUUUUGUCCAAGUUUGUUCUUUAGUGUGACAUGUGUCUACUUACUUCUGACUAAGUGAAUCUGUUGGCUCCUUUCCUUCAACCACAGACAUAUUGGGAUUGACAUUCAUUGUGAGUGGUGAUUAGGUCUAGGCAGCUUUAUUAAUACAAGCAUUAGAGUCCCUGUGGACAAGUUUUAGCAUACCUGGCCUUUAUUGAGAAAAAAUAUGCAAAAUGACUAGAAAUAUUCUAAAUUUCUUUCAUCUACCCACAGGGGUCAUUUUAAUUAGCCAGAGUGUAUGCAUAACACCCUGAAUCCUGAUACAGAAACAAAUCAUACUUUUAUCACAUGAACACGUCUUUAUCUGUCAUCAAGACUGAUGAAGGUUAAGCAAAACAUCCUCACGGUCGUGGAUUUCAUUUUUAAUAUACUUUAUUUGUCAUGUGCUGUAAAUCUUCAUAUCCAACAAUACAGACUAGUUUAUACUGUGUAUUUAUCAUCAAGCACAUAAAUAACGUUACUAAAUACUCAGUGUAUAUACACAGUGCACAAAAGUAUUGACAUCCUCCUGUCUUUUGACUUCAAAAUGCUCUAAUUCACAUUGUUUUACAACUUAGGAAAUGAAGUUAUGUAAUAUUAGAAAAUUCUUCUCAAUAAUUGUACGGUUUUGUAAAUUACAGCCUUUUGCAUUGAAAAGCAGGAUGUUUAUUAUGGUUGUCAAACAUCUUGAGUUAACUCAAACACACAGUACCCCAUGAAUUUUCAUGAAGUAUGCCGUUUAUAAUAAUUAUCUAUAUAAUAAUAAACCAUACUUAAAUCUAAAGAAAACCUUUAAAUAAACUGACCCUAGUGUGAAUAGAAGGAGAUAUGUUGUUAGUUUUACUGUUUAAAAAAAACAACCUUGAAAUACAAACGAUAUUAGUGGAUAUUACAAGUGUGUUCAAACAAUACUUGCAAAAAUAGAUAUCGAUAACUGAUUACGAUCUAAAAAUCACUGCAAGUGGGACUUUAUAAUUGCAGGUAUUUGGAUAAUAGAAGUCAAAUAAUUCCCACUUCCCAGCAGAUCAAAUUGGAAGUUCUUCGACUUUAUAAAGUUGAAAACAGCACAUUAGAUACAAAAUGUAAAUGUAUUGUAUUGUAAAAGGCUCCUCUCUGUAGUAUUGACAUUUGUAUCCCUUUGAUAGUGAACACUUGCUAAGAUAUUUGUUUGUUUGUUGUACAUGAAAAAGUAAUAAACUUUGUAUUUCUGAAACAUGUAGUCUCUUGUUAUUUUUAAAAAAUGGCAUGGUGGAUGGGUUACAUUAGGUUUGUAGGUUUCAUAAUUUCUGCACAGAUUAUUAUUAUUUUUUACUACUGGGGAUGAGUUGAAGUAAUUUAAAAACCUGCAUUAGAGAUGACAUUGUACUUACUGAGUAUCAGUGGUGCGGUCCUAAAAAUACCGGAAUGCUAAAUAAAAUAUAGAUUUUUCUAAAACAAAUGUUACAAACUCCCGUUUUAUUUGUACAUUGAACUUGAGGUAACAUUUAAUAGGUAGUGCAUGCGUCCCGCAUGAGACUUUUAGGUUACUCCCCCAGUGCUGCCAGAUUGGUGUUUUUCCAGGCAAAUUUGGCUUGUUUGGAAACCAUCUAGUGGGUUAAUGUUGUCUUUGGUGGUUCGGUUAUUUUUUGGCUAUUUAUAUCAUGCUCUUUUUUUCUAUUACUUUUGAUUUGAUUCUGAGUGUACCAUCAAAAUUGGUAUGUAGGGAAUCAGACACUGAGUUUUUUGUUCCUAGUGCCUAUUCAAUGGAAAGACUAAUUUGAUUUCCCAACAGAAAAUAGAUUGCUUCAUUGAUGCUCAGGCACUGAAAUUAGAGCGGUCGGACGCUAUAUAAGCAUUUUCAUAACAAAUCGGUAAAUGUUCUUAGAUAAUUCUUAAGUCAAGGUUCUGCCUAUAGAAAAAAGUGCUGGAAUGGCAUUCCGGCUCAACUACACCACUGCUGUGUAUGAAUCAUGGUGCUUAGUUAGGGCUUUAACUAUGAGAGUUCAUUUGAAUGCCCAAAAUUCCAUAAUAAAACCUCCGAAAUCAGCUAAAAACAAAGGUUCCUCAAAAGGUACACUACUGUGCAAAAGUCUUAGACAUGUUGCAUUUUUCUAAUCUGAUGCAUUAUGUGCAUCAACAAUUUACUCAAAGCCUCCACUAGUGUUUUCUACUAUUAUAACAACCUUGACUUGCAUAAAGAAGGAAAAACAUUGAGUGAAAUAGCUCGCAUCACUCGAUUUUCAAGGUGUGGUAUCAAAGCUGUUUGCACGAUUAAAAUUGUGUACCUCUCAAAAGCAAUGCUUACUUGACGGUUGCUCAUUAGUCAUGUCAAUAUUUUCUCGUUAUUUGUGUACCCAAGAGAUAAUGUAUAUUACGUUUGCAGGAAAGUGAUAUAUAAUCCCCUGAUCAUUUAUCAAGUUCCUAAUGUUUUAUUGUAUUCCCUUUGUCACUGAAGCCUAUGUACAAUGCUGUUUUGACUAAAUAAGAAAGUAAUUUAUAAGACAAGUUACAUUUAGCCAGUUUUCUGGUAACUGGGAAUAGAAAGAUUAGUUUAAAAAAUGUUUUCUAAAAUAUUUUCUUUUCUU
Molecule: messenger RNA, 4450 nt
Organism: Acipenser ruthenus (sterlet)
Lineage: Eukaryota; Metazoa; Chordata; Actinopteri; Acipenseriformes; Acipenseridae
Product: chemokine-like protein TAFA-1
Exons: 5
Coding region: 453-926 (157 amino acids)
Biological process (GO): neuroblast differentiation; regulation of neuroblast proliferation
Molecular function (GO): receptor ligand activity
Source: RefSeq, a predicted model, not a curated record